Molecule: messenger RNA, 813 nt
Organism: Zea mays
Lineage: Eukaryota; Viridiplantae; Streptophyta; Magnoliopsida; Poales; Poaceae
Product: oxidative stress 3
Exons: 2
Coding region: 119-574 (151 amino acids)
Source: RefSeq, marked predicted
GCCCAAGGAAGCGAAGCGGAAGAGACCGAGAGGGAGAAGCGUUUCUCCUGGGUUGUUCGGGUGAGCCGCUAGCGAGAGCGAGACGGAGCGAGGCUUUGCCGCUGCAGAGCAGAGCGACAUGAGCUACCGGCUUGGAGGCGCGGCGGACCGCGAGGAGGGGGACGAGGAGCUGUUCGAGACGGCGCCGUCCGUCUCCGGCGGCGAGGGCUCGUGCGACCAGGAGCGCCGCGCGUUCGUGCCGCCGCUGCGGAGGAUGAACUCGGACAGCAUCUACGACAUGGCGUCCAUGGUGUCGCAGCAGCUCCCAGCCAAGAAAGGGCUAUCGCGGUACUACGAGGGCAAGUCGCAGUCGUUCGCGUGCAUGUCGGAGGUGCGCUGCCUGGAGGACCUGCGCAAGAAGGGCAGCCCCUACAAGCACAGGACCAACAAGAGCUACGGCGCGCUGGGACUGGGACUGGGAGGGAUGAUGUGGCCAAGAAGCCCGCCUCCAGCUCCUGCGCCGACCUCGGCCUCGCCGCCGCCAACGGGUUCAGGACGGCCCACGGCCCCAAUUCAGAACGGGUACCACCAGUGAGGCUGUAGCCUGUAGGCAGACGACGAGAGCACUGCAACUGUUUUUUCGUUCUCUCUUUUUUUUUUUUACUUCUCUACUCUUGUUCUGCGGGAUUUCCUUCACGGGCUUGACUUGACUUGACUGUGAGAAUUUUACGAGGUGGUGUGAACUGUUGCUUGCUCUGCUAUCGGAGUACCUGUAGAGCACUAGAGGGACUCACUCACAACAUAAUUGACCGUUCUGCACUGUUGCUGCUCGGC